UUUUUUUAAAUAAAAAUAAAAGGAGAAUCAAUUAAACCCUAAACCCAUCUCUGUGGACGCCGCCGGCUACACAGAAACUCGGCGACGGAGUCAACAACCAUGGGAAGAGGAAGACGACACAGAGGCCGUUCACAUCGAAACCAAUCAGAAGACAGCAGAGAAACCGCUCCAAAACCUCUCAAACCCGAUGCUCCCUUCGAUUCCACCAUCCAAAAUCGAACCUGGUCGAAUCUGGACUUCGAGGAGUAUUACAAGGAGCAAAGGAUAGUGAGAGCAGAGGAGUGGGAUUCGUUCAUUGAGAUUCUUCGUAAGCCGUUGCCUGCUGCCUUCAGAGUCAACUCCAAUGGUCAGUUUUGCGAUGAGAUUUUGUCCAUGUUGGAGAAUGACUUCGUGAAGUCUCUUCAGGCUGAGGCUGUGGAGAGUGGUGAAGUGGAGGCGAUCAAGCCAUUGCCUUGGUACCCUAAGAGUCUUGCUUGGCAUUCUAAUUUCUCUCGCAAGGAGAUUAGAAAAAACCAGACUCUUGAAAGGUUUCAUGAGUUUUUGAAGUUGGAAACUGAAGUUGGGAACAUGACCAGGCAAGAAGCUGUUAGCAUGGUGCCUCCUCUCUUCCUUGAUGUGCAUCCAGAUCAUUUUGUCCUCGACAUGUGUGCUGCACCUGGCUCCAAGACAUUUCAGCUUCUUGAGAUAAUUCACGAAUCAGCAGAACCAGGAUCUCUACCUAAUGGAAUGGUGGUGGCGAAUGAUGUUGAUUACAAAAGAUCUAACCUUCUUAUUCACCAAACUAAGAGAACGUGUACGACCAACUUGAUAGUUACUAACAAUGAAGGUCAACACUUCCCAAACUGCAACUCUAAGAGAGCCUUGUCCAUUGGUCAGCUUCUCUUUGAUCGUGUCUUAUGCGAUGUACCCUGUAGUGGUGAUGGAACUCUGCGCAAGGCUCCAGACAUAUGGCGAAGAUGGAACUCUGGAUCAGGGAAUGGACUUCAUAGCCUACAAGUUGUGAUUGCCAUGAGAGGUUUGUCUCUGCUAAAAGUUGGUGGGAGAAUGGUAUACUCAACCUGCUCAAUGAACCCAAUUGAAGAUGAAGCUGUUGUUGCUGAAAUUCUGAGGAGAUGUGGAAGCUCUGUUGAGCUUGUAGAUGUCUCAGAUAAGCUUCCUGAACUUAUCCGUAGACCAGGUCUUAAGAAGUGGAAGGUGCAUGAUAGAGGUGGCUGGUAUAGAUCUUACAAAGAUGUUCCAAAAGUGCAGAGAGACGGAGUUCUAAGAAGCAUGUUCCCUUCUGGUAAAAGCGAUAAAGACUCAACAACAGGUGGUGGAAGCAGCUCUGGAGAAAUAGCUUCUGAUGAAUCAGCUGAGGAAGUCUGUGAUCUUCCUCUUGAACGUUGUGUGAGGAUAGUGCCUCAUGAUCAGAACACUGGGGGGUUCUUUAUCGCAGUGCUUCACAAAGUUUCAUCUCUACCAGAUUUUCAGGAGAAGAGAAGGUAUACCAGAGGCAGAAACUCAUCUGAGAAUAAAGAGGAGAUAGUUGUAGGAGAAGAAGAAGCUUCAGACAAUGGCUUGAAGCUUGAGAAGGAAAGCACCAUCAAAGAAGUGCCACCACCAGUGAAAGGGAAGUGGAAAGGCCUUGACCCUGUUGUUUUCUUGAGAGAUGAAACAGUGAUCAACGGGAUCAAGAGAUUCUACGGCAUCAACGAUGAGUCUUUUCCUCUCAACGGCCAUCUCGUGACUAGAAACAGCGACACGAGCACCAAAGGCAACGUGAAGAGGAUUUACUAUGUUUCAAGAUCGGUUAAGGAUGUUCUUGAGCUUAAUCUUGCAACUGGGGAGAAGAUUAAGGUCGCAUCUGUUGGCCUCAAGAUGUUUGAGAAACAAUCUGCGAGAGAAUGUGAAGCUGGCUGUUGCUCAUUCCGGAUAACUUCAGAGGGAUUGCCUGUGAUCCUUCCCUACAUGACCAAGCAGUUACUUUACGCAACAAUGGUGGAUUUCAAGAAUCUCCUGCAAUACAAAUCCAUCAAGUUCAUUGAUUUUGUCCAUCCACAGUUUGGCCGGAAAGCAGCAGAAGUAGCCGAGGGAUACUGCGUUGUUGUUCUUGUUGAUGGUACUCAGAAGGACGGGUCUGAAGCAGUCAAAGUGAGUUCAUCAACAAUAGCCAUUGGAUGCUGGAAAGGCAAAGCCAGCUUAACCGUUAUGGUGACGACAGUGGACUGCGACGAACUUAUCCAGAAACUUGCUUGCUGAUAUAUGGAGACAGCUUAAAGCUUAAACAUCAUUAAGAUAAACUCAAGACUGUUAGUAUCAUUCAUGUAUUUCAAAUCAAAAGCUAUUGUUAUUAUAUUGCGUCUUUCUUACUAUCAGUUUAAUGAAUGAGUUUUGCUU
Messenger RNA from Brassica napus (rape), 2376 nucleotides. Its product is annotated as RNA cytosine-C(5)-methyltransferase NSUN2. The record is from RefSeq and is a predicted model, not a curated record. The transcript is spliced from 15 exons. Bases 100 to 2238 code for a protein of 712 amino acids. Gene Ontology annotation, molecular function: RNA binding; tRNA (cytidine-N5)-methyltransferase activity. Lineage: Eukaryota; Viridiplantae; Streptophyta; Magnoliopsida; Brassicales; Brassicaceae. Gene Ontology annotation, biological process: RNA methylation.